GAAAAAAAACAGUGGGAAACUGUGAAUUUGGGAUUACAUGGGUCGUAAUGGUUGUUGGAAUAUAUCUGAAUGCUAGACGGUUUAGCAGAGCAGAGACCAAAGCAACGGCUGGAUAACUGAGCACCGGGAGCGGGACAUCCUUCAGUCUUGGGACACUCCAGAAUCAAGCUCACCAUCUUCAUCCAAGACCCUAUUCUCAUGUGAACCGAACAAAUAAAUCUGCAGGAGUUAUCCUCUAAGUUGAGGAUCGGCCUCAUAGCUGAGGAAGUCCAGGUGUUUGAGCAUCAAGUCAGGUUAUACUGGCAGUCUGUGUGCUUCUCACCCACCAGCAUGUACACUGGACAGUGGAUACCUUAGCCAAAACAGAUCGUGGCUUCCCAAAGAUGACAAGGUGCUGGCAGGCCGCAACUACAAAAUGAUGGGAGGCAGUGAGACUGUAAGUGGGGACAAGGAUGGGGUCCACACCACUGCAAUACACGUCCCUAUCGGCUGGCAGAGGAGAGUGGAGGGCGGGCAGGUGAUCUAUGUCAGUCCCAGUGGCACUUCCCUAUCCUCUCUGGACGAGGUCAAGACCUAUCUGUUGAGUGAUGGCACCUGCAAAUGUGGUCUUGAGUGUCCACUCAUCAUCCAUAAGGUUUUCAACUUCACUGUGGGAGUGAAGGUGGAGCAGCACAGUCAGCCAUUAGGCAAAGCAGAGCAGGACAUGACCAAACUGUGUAACCACCGCAGGAAAGUGGUGGCGAUGGCUGCUCUGUGUCGAAGUAUGCAGGCCUCACAGCUGCCCUUUGCCAACCUUCAUCACCAAGAGAUGAGCAGUGGAGUGGACAGCCGCGAUCCAAAGCGAAUACUUGUGGAGCGGGAAGAAGAGGACCAUGGAAUUUACCAUCCCAAACUCUGUCCAGUUUCAGCUCGACCCCACAGCAACAUCCACCCAAACCCGUGUGCCAGCCCUAAAUCCACCCACCAGUUUAUCUACCCUUACAAUGGUUCUUCCCCUGUCCUUCACAUGGGCACAAACUCUCACCAUCCCCUCGAAGCUUUAAGAAGGCUUCAUCAUCCUCCUCCUCUCCCUGUCCCCUCCAGUUCUCCCUCCAGCUCCUCAUUCCCAGCUUACAGCGCUGCCCAGAGGUCACCCCGCACCCCCACCCCUCAGAACACCAGUCAAGGUCAAAGAACACCCAAAUCCCCGGAGACUCCAGGUUCUCCUCGGCUAGGGCCCCUCUCUUCACCUCCUCCCUCUUCCCCUAUGACCAUAAGUGGAGGAGGAAGAGGAGCUCAGACUCAUGCUCAUCAUCCUCAUGGUGUCAUUGUGGACUCCCCCCUCUCUCCAUCUCCCUCCCUCUCUCCCUCGGUCCAGAACAUGAACUGUGGGUCUCCUCACCAGCGGUCCCGCCACCCUUCAGCCUCUCCUUCCCCUCUCUCUGAUCAGGGAGGAGGCUCAACAGCAGCAGCAGGAGGAGGACUGAUGGGAAGUAACUUGUCUCAGAGGAGGAAAUCCACCUCUUCCUCUCCACACUCCCCUCUCUCUGGUGGCUCCCCAUCCCCCCACUUCCCCAAGUACAAGCUUGAAGACAUCUUGGAGCAGUUUAAGAACUCAGGCAAUGGCAGCACUAAUAACCACCAUCUCCUUAUCCCUACUAACCCCUCCUUACUGACCAACCAAAGCAGUAGCAACCAUCAUGCUCUCUCAUUGAAGUCCUCAAAGAGUACCACGAGUCUGACUUCCAGCUCAGGACCACCAACGUUUGAGUUGAACUCUGCAGGGCCUUCUGGUUUGUCUUUGGGGCCAUUCCUGAACCACCACCACAGCCAUCAGAGCAAGCUGCCACACCCAACUUCUUUCCCUGCAAGUAGCCUGCUCUCUGCAGCUGCCAAGGCUCAGCUGGCUAGCCAGAUAACCCAGGGCCAGAGCUCAAAUGUGGCCAGCAACCCGGUGAGCUUGCCCUCUUCUCUGGAGGUCUUGAAAGAGGCACAGCAGCAAGUGUCAUCAAAGGUAACAAACAGCACUUUACAUAACAGCCACCCUCCCUCCUCCAUCGCUACUACUAGACCUCCCCAUUCCUCCCUUGCAUCAGCCUCCUCUGUCCUCUUUCCUCCAUCCCAGUCUCUGGCCCAGUCCCUGGCCUCCUCCUUGCCCCACCUGCCUCCCGCAGCAGAGCGCAAUGCAUCUCACAGGAAGAGGCAACGGCGAUCUCCCACAGUGCUCAGCAUGCUAAGAGACACCCAGCAGCUGGCUAAUGGGCCCCGGAAGACCCCACCAGGAGAAGCUGUUUCUGCUACUGCUAUCAAUCUAUCCUCUUCUUCCCCUUCCUUCCCCUCCUCCUCCUCACACUCCUCCUCUACCUCAGCUGUGCAGAACCAGAAUGCUGUCAUGUUAGAAAACCAUCAACAUCUUCUCCCUGGGCAGACACCAAGGCUCCCUGCUCCCCAGAAGAUAGCACACCUUUCCCGGCCUCCUCGGCAAUACGAGGCUCUGGAUUUCACUACACACUUGACACCUACACCUCUUGGCUUGGAUCCUCCAACCCAGCCUCUGUCUGCUCUGUUACACCUGCUCAGUGUUCAGAAUGCACAGGCCACAGCCUCAGCAUCCAACUCUGCUUCAGCUCAGUCAGGAUCUGUGUCUAUAGAAGGAGGUGGACACACUAAUAAACAAAGCCCGAGACUGUCGCCCUCUUCUCCUGCCCCUCAUUCUAAUGUCAGGCACCGACAGACUCAGUCACCGUGCCGAACCAGUAACACUAAUCCUCUACCCUCGGUGCCACAGCCGCUCUCCCCCCCUCCACCUUCCUCUCAUUUCAAAUCAGUGCAGUCUCCAUCACAUCCUCAGUCUACUAAAUCCAGUCCUCUACAUAGACAUUCUCCUUCUUCUACACUGCUGCCCAACUCAAAUUUAGCUUUACACAACAGCAGCAGUCCUCCUCAGCACACGUCCCCAACUUCUUCAGACAAGCAUCAACCAACUGAGAAUGACAUUCCUAUGAUAGACUCUGUUUCCCAGGCACCAUUGCAGGAAGCCUCACCACAGGACACUGUGGCAAGGGAGCAUGGUAGUAACAGCAUAUCUACAUCAGUGGACCUGAGUCAUUCUCAAGGCAGUGUUUCUGUGGCGAUAUCCAGCUCCCCGAAGCCUCUUGAUCUUAGCAACCAUGUCCUGGCCCUCCUUGCAGCAUCUUCCACUGUGCCCCAGGGAGAGGGCUGCUCCUCCGACCGUACCACUGAUGUUGUGAUGUCUUCCCAAGGAAAUCCCACUGCAGGACCAGAGGAGACUAGAUGUGUGGACCCGAAGGUCUCCAUAGUGACCAAACCUCUGCCAGCCACCAGCCCUGGUCCCACUAUCUCCUCUCGUCUUGGGGACAAUCACAGUCCUAAUACAUCUUCAGCUGUGGGCGACUCAACCACUCCCUUACCUUUGGCAGAGGCCUUCCCCUUCAUGAACCAAGAGCAGCUGCUUCAGCUGCUGUCAUCCACAGGAGGUCUUCCGUCUCUCCUGGACCCUACAGUCUUGGCUUCGUUGCCCCUAGGGGGGCUGUGGUUAGGAGGACAACAUGCACAGAUACCCCCUGCCAGUGCCACACCACAGAAUCUUGCAGAGCAGCAGCAGUCAGAGCAGCAGCAGCAGCAGCAGCAUUUACUGAUACAACAAGAGACACAGCAGCAAAACCAGGAUCAACAACAGAAGCAACAACAGAUAAACAAUAAUCCUCUGUUUCCCUUGUUGCCCUUGUUGAGUGGUGCUCAAGGGGAGCUGCCUCUGAACCUUUUGGGCCUGCUGAACCCGCUCCCAGCCCCAGCCACAACCCCUACUCCAGGACAGGAGGCUGAUUUAGGGCUAACAGAAAAACCUAGCCUUCAGGCUCUGCUCAUGGCGUCCUUGUUGCUCGGGCAACAGCAGGCCCCUUUAUUACCUCUAUCUGGGCUGGGUCAGUUGAGCCAGGUCAGCCUGGAAGUUCCUCUACAGCAGCCACAGCAGAUCCCCACCACACUGGAGGGUCUCACUCUGGAUAAAACCUCUGGCCUACUGGAUCCAUCAACCCUACCUGGCCCCGGGCUCUUGGAGGUUGCCCAGGGCCUCCUUUCCAUCCCUCCAGGAGCUGAGGGCUCUAUCCAAGCCCUGCAGUCUCUGCUCCUUCCUGCCACUAUUCCUCCUCCCCCCGCAGCCUUCCUGCCUCUCAGCCCUGCCUUGCUCACUGCUGCCCUGAGCUCUGCCGAGCUCCACCCACCUCCCCACACCCAUUUAGCUCCUGCACAGCAAACCCAACAUACCCAACCUCAGGUAUCUACUGAUGCUGGUGUUGACACCCUCAUCCCCCUAUCUCUCCAAGGCAAGGACAACCCCAUCCUCCAACAGUUACUUCCCACUUUGCUUAACCCUGCUGUAUUAGGAGAUCUUUCCGCCAUCACAGGCCUCCAUAACAUGUUGGGGAUUGGAGCAGGUUCCAUCCUCCUACCCCCAGUCCAGACCUCUGCUUUGGGCAUGCCUCUGCUGCAGGGUCCUGAUGGAGCCAUCAACUUGCUCAACAACAUACAGCUAAACCUUGCACCACCCUCUGAAGGAGAGAAGCCAGUCUCAUUGCAGGGCACACAAAGCCCUGUCCCGCAGGAAGACAUUCCAGCUAGUCAGAUCGCUUCCGAGGUAGUUCCUAGUCCUGUUCCAGCUCCAGCCCCAGCCCCUGCCCAAGAGCCCAGCCCACCCCCACCCCCACAUCGAAUAUCUGAGGGAAGGUCUGUUAUUGAUCCUUACACCUCUUUCAUGGACACGAUUUAUACCUCCUUCCUUCAAGUCAGUGCUAAAGAGCAAGAAGACAGGGCCCACUUGGGGCCAUCUGACCCCACUUCACCCUUCUGUGCCUUACCGCCGGUUUCAUUCCCUGUGGAGCACCAUACCCCGUCCACCCCUGUCCCAACCCUGCCCCAGGCAAGUGCCCCAGUCUCCCUCAGCCCACGUCGGGCCUGUUCCCUCCGCAACCCAGACUUAUCCCGACUCAACCUGGAAGCAGCAGCCCAUUCCCCAGCACAAGGGACCCCCAAACCCACUGAGGACGGUUCUACGCCACCCUUGCAAAGGAAACCGGUCAUGGUAGAGGGACAUACUCACCCAGAGCCUCCCUUGCCACCCAUAUACUUGGAGGAGGCUAAGACAGACUGUACUGGGCCUGCUGCCGCUGUGUGCCCCUAUGUGGAGGCAGGGGUGGAUAGGCAGGGGCAUCUUCCCCAUGCGGGGUACCUCAGUCCCAGGGAUGGAUGCAGUGGGAGGCCCAGUGAGGAAACAGCUGGGACAUUGCUGCCCACUGAACAGGGAAGGGAUCAAGCAGGAGCAGUGAGUGGAACCAGAAGAGGAAGGAAAAGGAAACAAACGCUACAGAAUGUGUUAGAAGACUUCAGAGACAUGGAUGCUACAGCACUAGAGGAAACCAAGGCUACGACAACACUGCUGAAGCCUGAGAGGUCAGUCCGCGGCAGGAGGCGACGAGGCGCCAGGUCACAGAGGCAGUGAUUGAUUGGUGGAGGGAGCUGUAAGUCAGAGCUGUUCACCAAUCAAAGGCGGCCAGACGCCUCUUUUCCCCCCUCCAUCUCUCCACCAACAUCACCACUGUUUAGACCUUUCUUUUUUUCAAUUCAGCUGCACUAAUAUUAUGCUGUUGUCAUGUCAACCGUUGUAAUGGCAACCACUAUGAAAAAACACAUAGGAGAGAGAUCUAGUCUGAGACAUUAAUUUAUAAAAAGUGAAAAAAAAAUGAAGAUAAAUUUUGUCCAUACUUUUUCACUUAGGUCUUCUCUUAGGUCUAGUUCACAAAUCUGAUCUGUUAAUUAUGGUUGGUGUUAGAAUUAUAUCAAUGAGAAAACAUAAAAAAAACUAAGAAGAGAAAUGUUUUCUUCUCAUCAGCGUGUAACUGUGAGUCAGGAUAAAGCCCAUCUACUUGAACGAUGCUAUCUGUUGAAAGUUUGUCUGUACAUGUGUGGGUGUGUGUGUCCUUUUAUGUGUCUGAGCGUGUGUUGGACAACAGUGCGAUUGCUGAGCCCCUCAGUGUCCGACCGUUAGUUGAAUUUAUUUUAAUUUUAGUAAACGGGACCCUGUCUGUAAGAUAAAGGGCUCUUUGCAGAAACACAAAGCAGUUGUAUUUCAACGAAAUGUUCUUAAAGGUUUUCGGAGGUGAUGAAAGGGAGUAUAAGAAGGAACAGACUUGAUUUUUUUCACAACAACCGUUAUAUGGGACAAGCAAAGGAAAUAAUGUAGUUCACUGCAUCAGGUUUCUUCACUAGCAGUUCAGAAAAACUGAAAAAAAACUGCAUUUCACAUGCUGUGUCAUUUGGUGCUGUGAAGAAUUACAUGUAGCUGUGGUGUGUUGGAGUCUAUUUAAUAUCUUUUCACCUAACACCCACCAAAACUUCCACCCCCCUCCAGCCAUGAGAUAUAGUAAGUGUCUGGAAAAAGUGUUGAAUUAUGAAAUGGAACUUUUGCAGGAAUCCAGAGUUAAUACAAAGUAUAGUACAGUAUGUCCUUUGAUUGGUUGAACGAAUGGCUGGAAAACUUAAACACAGAGAGUGAUUUUGUCUUACGUGGAUCUGUUGAGUCCGUGUGUUACUGUGGAUUUGGAGUUAAUAUCCCCUCUCUGUCUCCUCAUAUCACUGUUUGAGCUCUCCUCCACACACUGCCCUGCCCCAAGAGUACUGGCAUCUCUAGCUGUAUUUAAAAAAAAAAAUAAAAAAAGAAUAAAGAAAAGUGAAAAAGAAAG
This is a messenger RNA of Chelmon rostratus (copperband butterflyfish), 6737 nucleotides long. RefSeq names its product methyl-CpG binding domain protein 6 (gene mbd6). The transcript has 13 exons. Bases 416 to 5497 code for a protein of 1693 amino acids. NCBI's taxonomy places the organism in Eukaryota, Metazoa, Chordata, Actinopteri, Chaetodontiformes, Chaetodontidae. Gene Ontology annotation, molecular function: DNA binding; chromatin binding. Gene Ontology annotation, cellular component: chromocenter; nucleus. The record is from RefSeq and is a predicted model, not a curated record.